Alosa sapidissima (American shad) is the source of this 1723-nucleotide messenger RNA. Its product is annotated as ubiquitin-conjugating enzyme E2 E2. The record is from RefSeq and is a predicted model, not a curated record. Gene Ontology annotation, molecular function: ubiquitin conjugating enzyme activity. Gene Ontology annotation, biological process: protein polyubiquitination. NCBI's taxonomy places the organism in Eukaryota, Metazoa, Chordata, Actinopteri, Clupeiformes, Clupeidae. The transcript has 6 exons. Bases 158 to 763 code for a protein of 201 amino acids. Gene Ontology annotation, cellular component: nucleus.
GGUCCGGCUGUCUCAGUUUCUGUUAUCGCUUUUUCUGUUGCUACCUUCAGUUAAAUAGCGAAGAGACGAGAGCGAGCGGACGGCCGAUUCAGGAUAUCUUUUUCACCUGGGAAAAUAAUAGCGUAUUCAGCAUCGACGGCCGCUCGACAGGGCCAGGAUGUCCAGUGAGGUGCAGAGAGUGGACGACAGCCCCAGCACCAGCGGGGGCAGCUCUGACAUCGAGCAGCGCGAGUCGGCACCCACCGAGCAGGAGCGCGAACAAGUCCAGCCCAAGAAGAAGGAGACCAAGAUCUCCAGCAAAACUGCCGCCAAGCUCUCCACCAGUGCCAAGAGGAUCCAGAAGGAGCUGGCUGAAAUCACACUAGACCCUCCACCUAAUUGCAGUGCUGGCCCCAAAGGUGACAACAUCUAUGAGUGGAGGUCCACCAUCCUGGGGCCUCCAGGUUCUGUCUAUGAGGGAGGCGUCUUCUUCCUGGACAUUGCCUUCACUCCCGACUACCCCUUCAAACCACCGAAGGUAACUUUCCGCACAAGGAUCUACCACUGUAACAUCAACAGCCAGGGUGUGAUCUGCUUGGACAUCCUGAAGGACAACUGGAGUCCAGCCCUCACCAUCUCCAAGGUGCUGCUGUCCAUCUGCUCCCUGCUCACAGACUGCAACCCAGCUGACCCUCUCGUCGGAAGUAUCGCCACGCAGUAUUUGACAAACAGAACGGAACACGACAGAAUAGCGAAACAGUGGACAAAGAGAUAUGCCACAUAGAUCUGGCCUGGUGGUCCUUUCGUGGCUCUGUCCUCCUCACCCCAACUCUCUGCCCCCUCACCUCACCCCCACCCCUCCCCUGUACCUUUCUACCUCUGUUCCCUCUUGGUCAAAGCACACUCACCAGGUGCGGCCACCAACCCUGGCCUCUUCCCUUUGUCCUUUGUUGACCUUUCUGUGAAGAGAACUGUUUUUGUUCCUUGUUGACUUGAAAGCUUCUUUUUAUACAAAGAGUUGUUUGGGAUUUUAUUUUCCGAUUAUCUGAAUGUUGGAGUUACCCUAGGAAGGGAAGGGGGGGAACAAACAAACAAACAAAAAUAAUGAUUUGCCCUCAAUUUAAUGUAUGUAUAUCUUUUUUUGCUUUUUUUAAGUGUACUUUGUAAAAUUUUCUGUUUAUUUACGAUAAAAAAAUGUCUAAUAUUAAUCAAGAAACAAAUGUUUUUUUAUUUGUCAUGACAAGUAUGAAUUACAUUACAUUGGCAUCAGUUCUACCAGUGUUUGUAAUGCACCAAUUGGGCCAAUCAAACCAAAGUGGACACACUGGUGUUCACUGGAGGCAUUUUCAUAAUAGCACAGAUUUAAUCACACAAAAAGAGUGCCCCCACUCAGUAUACACAACUCACACCGGGAAAUCUUACAAAGUGCACACAUGUAGGUGGCUGGAACAAGUGCAGACUAUAUUUUACUUCUGCCAUAGUCUUUUUUAUGUUUUGAAAUAGAGUUCUUUGCAUGUACAAGGAUGAACAGGUAUUUCCAGCAAUUUUGUGCUUUUUUUUAUUUUGUUUUGUAUGUAUUUUUAAACACGCUGUCAAAGCAGCCAGCAGAGUUAGGCUAGACCUACCUGUUGGCAAAAAUGACCAUGUACAGUACAUAUUAGCUACAUGCCAUCUCUGACUUGGCAGAGGGGUUGUGCACUUGCUUUACUAAAAACACCCAAUAAAACACUGUGGUUGAACUGUA